Molecule: messenger RNA, 3546 nt
Organism: Opisthorchis viverrini
Lineage: Eukaryota; Metazoa; Platyhelminthes; Trematoda; Opisthorchiida; Opisthorchiidae
Exons: 13
Coding region: 254-3403 (1049 amino acids)
Source: RefSeq, a predicted model, not a curated record
AAACUUCGUCUUAGGAAUACUGAACACAUGUAACAUAACUUAAGCGAUAGGACAUCUUAAUUUCGAAGAUAACCAUGAGAUCUAUUAACUCGCUGAUACAAUGGGUACGUCGAGUUGGUCAUACGAUUAGCGGCUGUCCAAUCGGCGGUGGAAAUUCUGCUGGGUCUACCGCUAAUAGGGUGCUUGUGCAUCUGCUCUACGAAUGUAGCUGUGUGGUGCGGCCUUGGCAAUAUUCUGUUUCCUACGACCAUAUAUGUCCAUCAAACCUUUUUUCAGAAAGUGCAUGGACUCUUUCCAUGUGGACAAUUUCGAUCCCCUUUAUUUGCAAAAUAGUGGGACGUCGGCUCGGGAUGCUGUGGAGCUCAUUGAAGACAAACUUGCAACUGAACGUAUGCUUCGUAGGACCUGUGAAGUCCAGUGUCAUACCUUGCGAAGAGAACUGGAAUCGAGAGAUGAUCAGCUGGAACAAGUGAAGCACAGCUUGAUGUCUCGUGUAGCCGAUGCUGAAACUCAAAUGGACAUGCUCGUUCGUCUGCACGGUGAAGAGAAGGGAAAGGCGGAAAAGGCAGCCAAUAAACUGCGGGCUUCAGUACAGAAACUGCAACGUCGACAUGAUUUUGAGAAGCAGGAACUCCAGAAUGCGCUCAUUGGACUACAAGAAGCCAAUGAAAAACAGGCCGAACAAUGGAAAACUUUAUUACGGCAGAGCGAAGCCGACCGAGACGUGCUGUCUGCAGAGUUACGGAAAAGUGAAGCAAAUGCAAAUAAACUCGCCGAAGAAAACACGCGGUGCAAAAAGGAACUGGAGCAGGCGAAUUCGCUUACUGCACAGCUGCAGAAAUCCAACAAUCAAUUGACCGUUGAUCUGACUAAAGCUAAAUGUGCUUUUCAGAAAGCUAGUUCGAGGGCAGAGACUGCAGCAGCUCAGAUUGGGGAUUUGCGUAAGCAAUUGGAACAAGCAACCUUAUCUAGCUCACAGUCAGAGCAGUCGGCACGUUCUGCAAACGAACGGCGUUUUGCCGCAGAGUCUGCGCUACAUGCCGUUAGGCAACGGGCAGAUACGCAAAGUCUGAAGAUUAGUCAACUGGAACGUGAACUAGCUACAGAGAGGGCUCGAAUGGAGGAGAAGUGUAAUAGCUUCGAUGCAGAAAGUCAAAAACUACGACGUCGUAUUCUGGCAAUUCAGGGUGAGGCUGCCAAAUGGAAGCGAUUCUAUGAAGCUGAACGUGAUGUUCACAAGAAACAAAUUGACCAAGCGACAGAACUUGUCGAGGAGCUGACACACGAACGAGCCCAGUUGGAAGUGGAACUCACGGAGGCGUGCGCAGGCGAAGCGAAAAAAUUGGAGCUCAUUGAACAGCUGCAAAAACAGGCAACGAUGAAUGCUACUGAUGUAUCCUCUCGUCUUCGUGAUGCCCUUUCCACGGGCGAGGAAAGUGUUGCAACCGUACGGGAGUUAAAUCGACGGAUUGCGGAAUACUUACAACCGGAGCUAGAAAAAGCCAAGCGACGCUGUCAGGAGGCACAGGAAGAGUCUCAGGAAUGGCGUCAAAAACAUGGGCUAAUCCAAAGUGAGUUGACCGAAUGUCGGGAAACCGUGAAGCGUCUGGAGUCACGUUUGUCCGAAAAGCAAACCAGCACAGAACAUGAGCUUGAUUCUCUGAAGGAACAAUUGGUCCGUGCGAAAGAAGAAAAGCACUUGCAGUCCGCUUCGCUGAAAAAGGCGGAAGAUCAGGUUCGUCAGUACGAGGUCGAACUGGCUCACUUGAAACAAACACACGAAAAUGUCCGUGCUUCUCUCGAAGACAGCUUGUCAAAUGUUAAAAAUCAGCUGGUGGAAGUGAAAUCCUCACAUGAGGCAAACACGGAGCGACUACACACUGCACAGCGUUUGGUCGUCCGUCUUAAAACAGCCCGCGAUUCAGCGCUUGCCCAGCUCACUCGGAUGGAAGAUGAAUUCAAAUUAGCAGGCAAGCAGUACGAAAGAUCUCAGAUUCAAACGAUGGAUGAAUUAGCCGCGCUCAAGCUGCAGCUGCAAGUGACUCAGCAAAAGUUAUCCGAUACGGAACGCAUGCACAAGCAAGUGACUGAAGAUCAUGACAAACAGCUGCAGAACGUUCGGCAGCAGUAUGAUCGCACAAUCAUGGUUCUUAGACAAAAGCUCGCAGCGAAAUCUCAAACAGUUGCCUCUUUGGAGCUGCAAGUCGCUGCCCAACGUGAGGAGCUGGUCGCAGCACAGAACAAGGUUAAAACCGCUUGUGACAACCAAUUGAUGAGUCAAAGGCGUCUCGAAGAAAGUGAACGAAGGCUUCGCAGUCUUGAGUUGGAUAUUAUCGAAAGGGACGAUGAAAUCCAGCGUUUAUUGGCGCGAGUGUCUGAGGGAAAUUCAAACUUUAUCGAGGAAGAACAACGAGACCCUCAAAACCACAAGUUUUUCUUCCGAAUGUUUGAACAGACUGCUGUUUCAGACAAUAUGGAGCCUACUCAAACACAUGUCAAACCUUCCAUACAGCAUUCGGCAAAGGCAGGUCUUGCUACGAAGGUGGUAGAUGAUAGGCUGCGGGAAUUAGAGCAAGCUGUGAUCGCGGCUGAGAAUGAACGAAACAAUGCAAAUGCUCGAAUGAGGGACUUGGAAUUACAGUUACUUCAGCAUAAACACAUCCAAUCUGAGCUUGAGACAGAACAAAUGCAAGAUCAAAGGAAACUACUUGAAGAACUGAGGGUGCAACUGCAAAAUACCCAGGGUCAACGAGAUCAUGUAGAAGAGUGUUUGCGCGAGACCAAAGACCUGCUCAACGAACAGACUACAGCUAAACGCACACUAGAGGAGAGGUUACAAAACAUGCAUCAGCAAUAUGAGCAGGCUCAAAUCGAGUUGAAAUCUGAGCUUUCCGCUUCUCAACGUGAGCGGUUCGAGUUAAAACAACGGUUGGCUGAAACCUGUUUCAAAUUGCAGCGCGCAGAAGCUCUGGCACAAGACACUGAGUACCGCCUAUCGCAGGUUGAGCUUGAACAAAAAAGAGCAUUGAGGGAUUCUGAGCAACUUGCUGUCGAUUCUGCUGCCCGAAAGGCCAUUUCAGAAUUUACCACCUCCCCAUUCCUACAAUCUCCACCCAACAAUGACGGUUUUGAAGUACCGGGAAAUUUAGAGAACUCAUCCCAUUUGACCCGGACGAAUUUUGUGGACAAUCCAACUUGCAAGCAAACAGGGAACGAUGUUCAAACUUUUCGACCUAUCGACCCCAUUAAUUGCGAAAAACAGACGCGAAAAGUUACUUUUGCUCCUUCCCCCUUCGUGGAUUCUGAUAAAGUCACUCGGUCAACCUCAAUUGCAGCUUCCCAACUUGAAGCACUUAUUCGCGAAGUCACGGACAGUCUGGACAGAGAAAUUGGACCAACGUGACUUCGUUGUGUUGACAGUAUAAAUAUCCCAUGUCUCCUGUUCAAACACCUGCUUUCCCAACCGGUGUACUGCUUCUGUGUACAGAUACGCACAGUGUGGUCUUUCCUGUGAUCUUUACUUAGUAACUCCAACUUUGUUUUUAU